Messenger RNA from Diutina rugosa, 507 nucleotides. RefSeq lists its product as uncharacterized. Bases 1 to 507 code for a protein of 168 amino acids. The record is from RefSeq and is a predicted model, not a curated record. Lineage: Eukaryota; Fungi; Ascomycota; Pichiomycetes; Serinales; Debaryomycetaceae. The transcript has a single exon.
AUGUUUUCGUUGAAGGGGAAAAAAGCAAAGACAAAAGGUGGCGCCAAGGCCAAGAAGCUGUGGGACAGCGACGAUAGUGGUGAUGAGGGCCGUGGGGACUUUGCCGCCGAGAUGGAGCGUAAACGCCGCCGAGUCGCUGCUCUCGCCAAUGACCAGCUGCUGGCCACCAUUGAUGACGUCGACACCAACCAAAAUGCCACCACUGCUAAAGCCGCUGACGAAAGCAACAAAAGUGGUCAGGCGGGCAAAAGCCGCUACCUCAGUGGGUUGAUGGAAGCGCUGAAACGACGCGAGCAGGCUCAGGCGCAAUUGAAACACCAGCGCCUCGCUCAACGAGCAGAAGCAGGAGCCAUUGUGUACACCACCACCACUGACGAAAACACUGAGGGUAGUGGUGGUCAAUUAGCGUCGAAGCUUUCGUCUCAAGACAUCGAGCGGUACCGCCAGCGGUACUGGGCACGCCACCCGGAGCGAGUGAGAUUUAUUAGUGACGAAGUCACCACUUGA